This is a messenger RNA of Staurois parvus, 301 nucleotides long. Lineage: Eukaryota; Metazoa; Chordata; Amphibia; Anura; Ranidae. The record is from the annotation of a GenBank genome assembly.
AGUGGGAGGAAUAGUGCCCCAUCAUUGGUGUCGGUGGGAGGAAUAGUGCCCCAUCAUCGGUAUCAAUGGGAGGAAUAGUGCCCCAUCAUUGGUAUCAGUGGGAGAAUAGUGCCCCAUCAUUGGUGUCGUGUCAGUGGAAGAGGAAUAGUGCCCCAUCAUUGGUGUCAGUGGGGGGUAUAGAACCCCAUUCAUGGUGUCAGUGGGGGAGAAUAGUGCCCCAUCAUAGGUUCAGUGGGGGGAGGAAUAGUGCCCCAUCAUAGGCAUGUCAGUGGGUGGCUGAGAGGAAUAAGUGCCCCAUCAU